Molecule: messenger RNA, 1608 nt
Organism: Aricia agestis (brown argus)
Lineage: Eukaryota; Metazoa; Arthropoda; Insecta; Lepidoptera; Lycaenidae
Product: serine protease Hayan-like
Exons: 10
Coding region: 473-1576 (367 amino acids)
Biological process (GO): proteolysis
Molecular function (GO): serine-type endopeptidase activity
Source: RefSeq, a predicted model, not a curated record
GAAUUGAAUAAUAAUUUAGUAGCAGAACAAGUUUUGCAUCUGACACACCUGAUACGACUGCCGACUAGGGCCGCCAACCACCCCGGCAUUUUUCGGUUUUCCCCGAAUUUGUUCAAGUUUGAAAGUUUCAAGAUGGUCGACCGGGGGUUCUCGAAGUUUCCGGCUGUAACCCGAACACUUUUGUUGACGGUAGAAUCCAAAAUUUUAUAGUUAAUCUACAAUAACCCGCAUUCAAGGCUCGAGAAAUAGUCAAUAGGCAUUUUUUUCGUAAAUUAAAUUAUAAAGAUGUUUCUAUGUUGCAAAACCUUUCAGAGAUGUCUGGGAAAAAACCAUAUUUCAGUAUUCGCCUGAAUGUCCGGUAUUUCGUAUUUUGCUGAUCUACCAUAAUUUAUGUGGCAGCCCUAUUGAUGACUAAUUUACUAAAGCUUUGAGGAAACUUGAUAUUCAGUCGUGUUUGUAGCGUGGAGCGAGUAUGUGGCUUAUAUUAUGUGUGAUAUGUUUUAUGUCCGGCAUACAAGUGCAUAUUGCUGAUGAAGAGAUUGAAAAAUGUGUGCCAAAUGAUGACACCCCUGAAGGAAAGUGUGUCCCGAUAUUGGAAUGUGAACUCGCUUUGAGGACAAUAAAAGAGAAGAGAGCGAAUCCGUACAGUAGGUGCAGAUUCGAGGGAUUCACUGAGAUCAUCUGCUGUCCAGUCGCCGAAAACAAAUAUGGCACCGAGACUACUACACAGAGAUCUGGUAAAAGUGCCGGUACAAGAGUUGCUGAUAAAGAAUGUCAGAAGAUUAAGGACAGCGUGAACGUUCCCCUCAGCACAUACAUCAUCGGCGGCGACGACACGUACGUCGGGGAAUUCCCGCACAUGGUGGCGCUAGGGUAUGAGAAUGGCGACAGCUACACCUUCGACUGCGGAGGUUCCCUCGUGUCGGAGUCCUACGUGCUCACGGCGGCGCACUGCGUGGGCAACAGACUUGACAAGCCGCCCAAAAUAGCCAGGCUGGGUACUUUGGACGUGUCGGACGACCGGUACAACGCCACCACCGACGUGCGGGUCGCGGAGAUCAAGCUGCACCCGCGACGGACGCCCGCCACCAAGUACCACGAUAUUGCGCUGUUAAGGUUGGAGAGCCCGGUAAAUAUUAGAGAAGAAGCCAGCCCCAUAUGCCUGUUUACUUCAGAGGAGGACCCCCAAGUACCGCUAUCGCUAACCGUCACCGGUUGGGGACAAACCACACUCUCAACUAGACUACGGAAUAUAACUCUUCAGAAGGCAUCGCUGUCGUUCCUCGCGCGGGACGAGUGCGGGGAGUCGUAUAAGAUCGGCGACAAGUACUGGCUCAAGCUGCCGAACGGCAUAAUAAGCGAGCAGCUGUGCGCCCACCACCCGCAGGGGCGGACGGACACUUGUCAGGGAGACUCCGGGGGCCCGCUCCAAAUACUGUCCUCGGACAACUACUAUAGGCUAGUGGGCGUGACCUCCUUUGGCAUCGGCUGCGGGACCUCCAAGCCGGGAGUGUACACCAAAAUAUACCCCUACUUGGACUGGAUAGAGCGAGAGGUGUGGCCCGAUGCGGAUUAAAAACAAUAAGAUAGAUUAUAUAUUUAUUAAAA